Messenger RNA from Pseudo-nitzschia multistriata, 2025 nucleotides. The record is from the annotation of a GenBank genome assembly. Lineage: Eukaryota; Bacillariophyta; Bacillariophyceae; Bacillariales; Bacillariaceae.
GACAAAAAAAAUGCGUCGAGGGCAUCCAUCCACCACCAAGGCAACGGAGGCGACCAAAAAAUGAUCCCCCCGUCUCACGAAAUUUCGAAGGCAAUACCAAUGGAUUCCCUAAGUAUAAUUGGCACCAAUCCCUCGGCACGCGCGUCGUUGCCGAAACCGCCAAAUUUUCGGGCGGGCAACGGAAGCGGAACAAUCCGUUCUGCGCCAUUCCGCGCGGAAUCGAUCGUGUCCCCCGGGCUGCGAAAGGGGGGGGGGGCAGGCACGGCGCGCAAAACAACGAAUCCAUUGCGCGGCCCCCCGGGUGGGACGGACCGGUCCCCUUUGGUUCCCCACAAUAGCCGGAAACAAACACGGGCCCGGGGCAAUUCUGUGGGGCCGUGGACGAAAGAAGGCUCCACCGGGGGGGGGGGGGGUUCCGCAGAGGCACACACGACCGACCGAUCGGUCGUUUCCACCGCGGCAAGGCGGGAACCGUCGGGUUGCGGGAACCAAUGAAUCUCGAAACGAUCCGACAACCCAACGAAUAACGAAUACGGGUACCGUACUCACGGUUGUGAUCGUACAGUACGAUUCGUACUCUACCACCCAAUGCGGAGGGGGCAGCCAACCACGAGUUGGCGGCACGAGCACAAAACACAAAAUUGAUAUCCAUACCGGUACCGUAGGUACGACAAGAAGCCGACGGCUCCGGAACACGACGCGGAACCGUCGUGUUGUCAAGCUAGUCUCGUGUCUUUCGGGUCGGAUCCCAACUCCCGGUUCUUCGGGAGGAUUGCGUUUGCCCCUGAAGGUAUUGCGUGUACGGUAGUACAUACGUACCUUACACUACGGUACUCGUUCUAUACAAACUCGUUCUCUGAGCACUCGAAGCGGAGCUCGUGGGAGCGGAUCCCACCACGAGCAAACCCGCAUGGGUUCCGGUGUUGUACCGUACCGUACGAGCACGAGCACGAGCAAGAGUACGAGCACCCAUCCAAAAGGGAAAGGCGACGGUCCGGCGUAGCGCAACGCAAUGCAUGGCAACGCACGGCAAUGCGGGACCGUCUCGUCUUCGAUGCGCCGUGCUGCUAUGCGGCAGAGUAGUGCGAGCGGGCACGUUGCGUUCUCCUCCUUCCCCUGCCAUGCCAUGCACUGCACUGCACUGCACUGCGAUCGGACAAGCGUGUAAUUCUCGUGCUCUUGUCUGGGGAAAGGGAGCCGCCCGCGGCGUUCCGAAGAUUCGACGAAGACACGGCUGGAUGGAACGAUGCGAGCCACGAUGGGAAAUUGUUGUUUUCCGUGCUGUGCUAGCGUGAGUGUUCCCAUGGUCGAUGCUCCAAGCGCAUUCCGUGAAUGGUUCUGUCGCAUUCGCACAACCACUCUUGCAUGCUCGUUCGACGAAGCUCUAGUACUGCUACCACGAUGGUAGCUCCAACCACGAGGCAUCGCCCCACCCCCAUCCCCCCACUGGUAGGCAUAGUCGUACUCGAGUGAGGCAAGGUGCGCACUUAAAAUUAAUAGUACUAGUAUUGCUUGUGUCACACACAGAUGCCAAGGAUGAGCCAAAGAAUACAUUACUCUUGAAUCAUUCGGUGUCUUCCGGCAAUGGACGUUUCAUGGAAUGGCUUCCCCCUUAAAGGUAUUCUGUGGUGUACCAAAACCUUUGCGAGAAAUGAGUGCCACACUACACUGUGCUAGUACUAGAACCUGUGGAUGUCUCGGUAACUCCAGCCGGAAAGACUGUGUUCCCAGAAAUGACCCUGUGUCAUAGGUAGAAUAAUUGAGUGUUUGCCGACCACCAGGUCCAGCGCAAUCACUGACGUGCUGUUUGGUGGACUUGAAACAGUAGAUGAUGUCACUAGUACACKGUUGCACCAAGAUCAACCAUUAGAUAGUCAAGGAGAAAAAUUUUGAGUGUGCAAGGUUUGAUCCUAGAGCCUUUCCACAAAAUGGUUCCUCCAAGCCAUCUAACCCACCGCGGUUUACCUGAUGGUGGAAGAAAAACAGUGCAAACUACUGUUGGAAAAAUGAAUAGAAAAAAGAACC